AUCACAAAAAUGGUGAAUCAAAACAAUGUGACUGAGUUCAUUCUUUUGGGAAUUACAGAGAAUACAGAGCUGAGGAAAAUUUUAGCUGCUUUCUUUCUAGUUAUGUACAUGGCCACAGUUUUGGGAAAUCUACUCAUUGUGGUAACCAUAACCAGAAGCCCUAGUCUGAGGUCACCCAUGUACUUCUUCCUUUUAUCUCUGUCACUCAUGGAUGUCACUUACUCUUCUGUUAUUGCUCCAAAGUUGAUUAUAGAUUCCCUUUCUGAGAGGACUAUCAUCUCAUUUGAAGGUUGCAUGACCCAGCUAUUUGCAGAACAUUUCUUUGGUGGUGUGGGUAUCAUCCUUCUUAUUGUAAUGGCCUAUGACCGCUAUGUGGCCAUCUGUAAGCCCUUGCACUACAUGACCAUCAUGAGUCCUCAGGUGUGCUGCUUGAUGGUAGGAGGUGCUUGUGUGGGAGGAUUCAUGCAUGCAAGCAUUCAGCUUCUCUUUAUGUAUCAAAUACCAUUCUGUGGCCCCAAUGUCAUUGACCACUUUAUGUGUGACUUGUUUCCAUUGCUGAAACUGGCCUGCAUGGAUACACAUAUCUUGGGUCUCUUGGUCAUUCUCAAUAGUGGGGUGAUGUGUGUGUCCAUUUUCCUUAUUCUCAUUGCUUCCUACAUGGUAAUCCUCUGCUCCCUCAAGUCAUAUAGCUCUGAAGGGAGAAACAAAGCUCUCUCCACAUGUAGCUCACACUUCACAGUGGUUGUAUUAUUCUUUGUUCCAUGUAUUUUCUUAUAUAUGAGACCUGUGGUGUCAUUUCCAAUAGACAAAGCAAUGGCUGUGUCCUUUACUGUUGUUGAGCCAAUGUUAAAUCCCUUGAUCUAUACCUUGAGAAAUGCAGAGGUGAAAAAUGUUUUGAAAAACAUGUGCACAAAAUGGGGGACAAGGGACAUCACUACUGUUAAGACAUGA
This is a messenger RNA of Phodopus roborovskii (desert hamster), 951 nucleotides long. RefSeq names its product olfactory receptor 4C6. Gene Ontology annotation, cellular component: membrane. Lineage: Eukaryota; Metazoa; Chordata; Mammalia; Rodentia; Cricetidae. Bases 10 to 951 code for a protein of 313 amino acids. The record is from RefSeq and is a predicted model, not a curated record. The transcript has a single exon. Gene Ontology annotation, biological process: G protein-coupled receptor signaling pathway. Gene Ontology annotation, molecular function: olfactory receptor activity; G protein-coupled receptor activity.